This is a messenger RNA of Penicilliopsis zonata CBS 506.65, 2889 nucleotides long. RefSeq lists its product as hypothetical. The coding region runs from base 371 to 2848 and encodes 825 amino acids. The record is from RefSeq and is a predicted model, not a curated record. Lineage: Eukaryota; Fungi; Ascomycota; Eurotiomycetes; Eurotiales; Aspergillaceae. The transcript has 3 exons. Gene Ontology annotation, molecular function: protein binding. Gene Ontology annotation, biological process: cell division.
UUUCCCGGACGUCAUUCAUUUUCACCGGGCCUCAAUAGGCACCUGUAUUCACCUUCGACGCUGGUGGUGAAGGCGUGAAAAAAACAGCCUGAAGGAGCUGCAGAGAGGCGCGCUGGUUCCUCUCAGAGACGUUCGCUUUCUUCUCUCUCUUCUGUUCUUCUCGCCGUUGCAAAAUCGUGUCGUUGCUUCCCAGACCACCUCCCCCCCUUCAACCACGACGAGACAAGACGAGCGAAUCCUCCUAAUGCGCCUACGAAACGAACCCUGACAUUACAUAUUCUUUGAUCGGUUUUAAAGCUCAUUUCCGAAUCCUGCGUUGUUCUACCUCGAAAAGCGGGUUUUCCUUUCGCGAAGCCCAGCUCAGCACACCAUGUCGCCAUCAACCUCCCACGUUUCCAGCCAGAUGAGGCAGCUCAUCUACUACCAUCUUGACAACAAUAUGGUCCGCAACGCGCUCUUCAUCGCCGGUCGCCUCUACGCUCACGAGCCGCGAUCCUCGGAGGCGGCGUACCUCCUAGCGCUAUGCUACCUCCAGAACGGGCAGCUGAAGGCUGCCUGUGAUUACAGUCGAACCGCCGGGUCCAGGGGCACUCAUUUGGGCUGCUCAUAUGUUUUUGCCCAGGCGUGUUUGGAUAUGGGGAAACAUAUCGAGGGGAUUACUGCGCUUGAGCGAAGCCGCCCCCUCUGGGUUUCCAGAAACCACUGGAACAAACACAAUGAAACACGCAGACAGCAUCUACCAGAUGCAGCGGCGGUUCUGUCUCUGCAGGGAAAGCUGUGGCAGGCGCAGAAGGAUUUGAACAAGGCGGUGGAAUGCUAUGUCGAGGCUUUGAAACUGAAUCCGUUCAUGUGGGAUGCUUUCCUCGGGCUUUGCGAGACUGGAGUCAACGUCCGGGUCCCAAACAUUUACAAAUUGACCCCUGAGCUGGCUGCAAUGGCAGCAGCAAACUUUCAGUUUGACAUUGACUCGCCGAUCGACAAAGCGUCUGCUGGGCCCUUGCAGGCGCAGUCUCACACAAAUCCCACGUCAGAUCCGUUCAUGGCAUCUUCUGCCCGGCACGAUGUCGGGGCCACCUAUGGAAGCUCUGCAUUGUGGGAGAAGUUGAAUGGAAGCACCGUCAGUGUGGCGUCGGUGGGAGCUUCCGGUAUUAAUGAAGGUGCCGAGACCCCCGGCGCUCAAAGCAGCGAGUCGGAUGAGUUCCGCAUUGCAAAUGGCAUGGAAAGCAACGAGGGUCCCUGGGAACCCCCUCUGGCACCGGCACGUAAGAAUCGGACUAUCCAGCCGAUGGGAGUGGAGUACGCCAUGGAACCCCCGCCUAGGAUGAAGUCGACAGGCAUCAGAUCACGCACAAGGGCCAGGGUUGAACCAGAGGAACACUUGUUGGCCCAGGCAGAGAAAGAGGCACAUGCCGCUCCUCGGAUAGGGGAUCGUAAACGAACCGUCUCUGGCCAGGUUGCUCACCCGGCCCAGCCGUCCGAACCAGGAGCUCCGCAGCGACGCAGUGUCCGCCUUUUCAAUCAGAUCAAGCCGACCACCAGCAAACUGGCGAGCAGCACCCUGGGUGGUAAAGACGGGCGAGAGCUCAAAAAGGUCAAGGCAACGGGCGUCAAGGGACGCACUGCGGCUUCCCACGCGGGUCGAGUCGUGAGUGGGAAUCGCAAGCAUCUCAGCGAGAGCUCAGAGGCGGAUAGCAAGGAGCAUCGUCCUAUACCUCCUGUGCAUGCCACUCUCCCCACCACCUCCCUCAAGACUGCAGCCAACGAACAAGCCAAAAGUGUUGACGCUCUGGGCUGGAUACUAGAGCUGUUUUCCAAGCUCGCAGCAGGAACCUUUGCGCUCAGCCGCUACAGGUGCCCCGAGUCCAUCCAGAUCUUCAGUUCGCUCUCGCAGGCCCAGAGAGAGACGCCUUGGGUGCUGGCACAGAUCGGCCGUGCAUAUUACGAGCAGGCCAUGUACGCAGAGGCGGAAAAACACUACUUCCGGGUUAGGGCGCUCGCGCCAUCGCUCAUGGACGAUAUGGAGAUUUACUCGACUGUCCUCUGGCAUUUGAAAAACGACGUGGAACUUGCCUAUCUGGCGCAUGAGCUGAUGGAGGUCGACCGCCUCUCCCCCCAGGCCUGGUGUGCAAUUGGUAAUUCCUUCUCCCACCAACGCGACCACGACCAAGCCCUCAAGUGCUUCAAGAGAGCGACACAGCUGGACCCUCGUUUUGCGUAUGCUUUCACUUUACAGGGCCAUGAAUACGUCGCCAACGAGGAGUACGACAAGGCCAUGGAUGCGUACCGCCAGGGCAUCGGCGCCGACAACCGACAUUACAAUGCCUGGUACGGACUGGGCACCGUCUACGACAAGAUGGGCAAACUGGACUUUGCCGAACAGCAUUUCCGCAACGCCGCGAGCAUCAACCCGACAAACGCCGUCCUCAUCUGCUGCAUCGGCCUCGUCCUCGAAAAGAUGAACAACCCGAAGGCAGCCCUGAUCCAAUACGGACGUGCCUGCUCAAUCGCUCCUCACUCGGUCUUGGCUCGCUUCCGGAAGGCCCGGGCUUUGAUGAAGCUGCAGGAACUGAAGCUCGCCUUGGCAGAGCUGAAGAUCCUGAAAGACAUGGCGCCGGACGAAGCCAACGUCCACUACCUCUUGGGUAAGCUUUACAAGAUGCUACAGGACAAAGCCAACGCGAUCAAACAUUUUACCACGGCCCUCAACUUGGAUCCUAAGGUAGUCUCCCCCCUCUUCCCCUUCUCUCUCUUAGAUUGGUCAUUAUUUUCUUUCUGUUUAUGCUCACUCUUUGCAGGCGGCGCAGUACAUCAAAGAUGCAAUGGAAGCUCUCGACGACGAGGACGAUGACGAUGACGAUAUGGCCUAAACUCUUUCUCUUGGAUGACACC